Molecule: messenger RNA, 728 nt
Organism: Marmota monax (woodchuck)
Lineage: Eukaryota; Metazoa; Chordata; Mammalia; Rodentia; Sciuridae
Gene: Ccl26
Product: C-C motif chemokine ligand 26
Exons: 3
Coding region: 279-554 (91 amino acids)
Biological process (GO): cellular response to interleukin-1; immune response; neutrophil chemotaxis
Cellular component (GO): extracellular region
Molecular function (GO): CCR chemokine receptor binding; chemokine activity
Source: RefSeq, a predicted model, not a curated record
CCACUUCCGUUUUUCAAUCCAGAAAGCAUUGACUCGGCCUGUGUCCCCGGGCCCGAGACUCCUACUGGUGGCCAGAGCCCCUCUGCUCCUCCCAGGCAACCCUGGCCCCCCUUCCCUGGGCUGUGGGUUACGAUUCCAUUGUUCAGCCAAGAAAAGCCACUUCUGUUUCCAACCACAAAAUUCUCUGGAAUUCUCUUCAGGGACCGCUCAGCCUCCUAAAAGGGGGUCAGACAGGAGCAGUUCGGCAGACAUCUGGGAAGGGCCCAGCUCCGAGGGCCAUGAAGAGCUUUCCCCUGGUUCCUCCCAUUCUCCUGGCCUUCCUCCUGAGCGUCCACACGUACGUCCUACGAGACAGUGACACGGAAAAGUCAUGCUGUUUCCAGUACAGCCAUAAGAUGAUUCCCUGGAACUGGGUGCAAGCCUACCAGUUCACCCAGAUCAGCUGCCCCCAGCAGGGCGUGAUAUUCACCACUAAAAUAGGUGAGAGAGUCUGCGUCCAACCGAAGGAAAAAUGGGUGCAGAGAUACAUUUCUCUGUUGGAAGCUCAGAAAUAAUCGUGACUCUGCUGAGUUUCCAGUCCAGGGACGCCUGGACCCUGCUCUUGGCCCUGUUCCCCUUGGUGGAGCUGGGGCAAUCUCUGCAGAGGGCCUCCUGGCAGGGAGGGAAGCAUGAUUUCCACCAGAGUUUUUCUUCUUUUUUUUAAAUAAAGGUUUUUCAUGAAGAUUUGA